Penicillium canariense is the source of this 1257-nucleotide messenger RNA. Its product is annotated as M20 family metallopeptidase. The record is from RefSeq and is a predicted model, not a curated record. Bases 1 to 1257 code for a protein of 418 amino acids. Lineage: Eukaryota; Fungi; Ascomycota; Eurotiomycetes; Eurotiales; Aspergillaceae. Gene Ontology annotation, molecular function: dipeptidase activity. The transcript is spliced from 4 exons.
AUGCAUGUUCCUGAAUCGCAGCGACCGUUCCUAGAAAGUGUACAGGAAGCACUUCGCCGCUAUGAUGCGCAGUUGAAGGAUAUCAACCAUAAGAUUUGGUCCAACCCCGAGCUCGCCUAUAAAGAAUAUCAGGCGCACGAUCAUAUCUGUGAGCUCUUUAGCAGCUUCAAAUCAAGCAGCUAUCAGGUUCGCCCAAGGGCUUAUGGCUUGGAGACUGCGCUCGAGGUCGAGUACACCCACGGAAGUGGUGGGCGCGUCGUCGUGUUUAACGCGGAGUAUGAUGCUCUUCCGGGCAUAGGCCAUGCUUGUGGUCACAACUUGAUCGCUACCAGCUCUAUCGCGGCUUUCAUUGCCACGUGCGAGGCAAUGAAGGCGCAGGCGCAGUCUUCUGGAGUUCCUGGAUUCACAGUCCGCCUCCUGGGUACUCCCGCGGAAGAAUCUGGCGGCGGGAAGGUCAAGCUAAUCGACGCGGGGGCCUACAAAAAUGUAGAUGCAUGUCUGAUGGUGCAUCCUGUUCCCAUGGUCCCCAGUAGUCCGGAAUUGCUGAGCAUGGCGACCGUCGUUCAAGGGGGGUUCCUCGCCAAUGAUAAAGUCACCAUUACGUUCACUGGAAAGCCGGCCCACGCCGCUGCAGCUCCUUGGGAAGGUAUCAAUGCCCUUGAUGCGGUGGUUUCUGCGUAUGUGAAUGUCUCUCUCCUCCGUCAACAGAUUCUACCCUCUCAGAAGAUUCACGGUGUCAUCGUACAUGGAGGCGAUCGGCCUAACAUAAUACCCAUGUCUGCGACUGUGGAUUAUUAUAUUCGUUCUCCGACCAAACAGUCGUUGAAAACCCUGACAGAGAGGGUGGUUAAGUGCUUCGAGGCCGCUGCCACUGCUACUGGGUGUAAAGUGGAGUUUGACUGGGGUAUUUCUUAUGAUGAUCUUAAAAGUAAUAUACCGAUCUGCGAGAGCUAUGUCUCAGCAAUGCGGGCAAUGGGCCACCAUACGUUGCUUGAUAACUCUCAACAGAAAGGCGCGCUUGCAGGAGCGUCUACUGAUAUGGGCAACGUAUCGUAUGUUGUGCCUGGAUUCCACGGCAUUUUCUGUAUCCCAGCAGAGGGUGUGAAUCACACUCCCCAAUUCACAAGCGGGGCUGGUUCACCCGAAGGAUUCGAAAGGGCUAUCGCUUGUGCCGCUGGUAUGGCUGUCGUCGGUUGCCAGAUGUUGGUGGAUGACCAGUUUGCCGAGGCAGUGAAGAAUGAUUUCCAGCAUGAAUGA